This is a messenger RNA of Camelina sativa (false flax), 1389 nucleotides long. Its product is annotated as pseudouridine kinase. Gene Ontology annotation, molecular function: hydrolase activity, acting on glycosyl bonds; pseudouridylate synthase activity; kinase activity. Gene Ontology annotation, cellular component: cytoplasm. Lineage: Eukaryota; Viridiplantae; Streptophyta; Magnoliopsida; Brassicales; Brassicaceae. The record is from RefSeq and is a predicted model, not a curated record.
AGAAGAUAAAACGACAGAAACAAAAAGAAACAGAUCUAUCGUCACUCUAACUACUGAGAGAGGGAUUCGAGCCGAGAAUAGAGGAAAGUGUUCUCUGACGGUUCGUCGAUGGAACCACCAGUCAUAAUCGGUGCGCUAAUACUAGAUGUUCACGCUAAGCCAUCAACCGCACCAAUCUCAGGAACCACUGUCCCUGGCCAGGUGUUGUUUACGCCGGGGGGUGUAGCAAGAAAUGUAGCUGACUGCAUCUUCAAGCUUGGAGUCAAAUCUUUCAUGAUUGGUACUUUGGGCCUUGAUGGUCCAGCAAAUGUACUAUUGAAAGAGUGGAAGCUCUCUACCGAAGGAAUCUUGAGACGUGAAGACAUCAGUACUCCCAUUGUCUCCCUUGUAUAUGAUACGAAUGGAGAAGUUUCGGCUGGUGUUGCUGGUGUAGAUGCAGUUGAAAAGUUUCUGGCACCUGCGUGGAUCCAGCGGUUUGUAAAAAACAUAAGCUCAGCGCCUGUUCUAAUGCUAGAUGCAAAUCUUAGUACUCUUGCUUUGGAAGCAUCUUGUAAAUUGGCUGCAGAGUACAAUGUUCCUGUAUGGUUUGAGCCCGUGUCAGUCACAAAGUCUCAAAGAAUCGCCUCAAUUGCCAAGUAUACAACGAUAGUGUCCCCAAACCAAGACGAACUCAUAGCAAUGGCCAACGCUCUCUGCGCCAAGAAUAUGUUCCACCCCUAUAAAUUAGAAGAAAACAAGCUGUCCAUUGAAGAUAUGUACCGCGUGCUAAAGCCAGCCAUUUGGAUUCUUCUUGAAAAUGGUGUUAAAGUAGUUAUUGUAACCCUUGGAUCCAAUGGAGCUCUCCUAUGCUCCAAGGGGAACCCGAAAAAGGCUCUGAACAUAAACCGAAAGUUCCCCAAAAGUGGAGAGAUUUUCAAAAGGGUACAUUCUGUAUGUUCACCAGACCUGUUUACUGAACUUGAAUCGUAUCGCAGCUCGAGUCUUUACGCAAUGCAUUUCCCAACCAUACCAGCCAAAGUCAAGAAGCUGACUGGUGCAGGUGAUUGUCUAGUAGGCGGCACAGUCGCAUCACUAAGCGAUGGGUUAGAUAUAAUCCAGAGUUUAGCGGUUGGCAUUGCCUCUGCUAAAGCAGCAGUUGAGUCAGACGACAAUGUGCCUCCUGAGUUCAACUUGGAUCUUGUUUCCGAGGAUGCAGAGUUGGUGUACAAUGGCGCGAAGAUGUUGAUGGUUCAUCAGUCGAUGCUAUGAAGGGAUGAUCUUGUUGUUUCUGAAGGUUUUUGUAGGUUUAGCCACUCUUAGCUUAAACUCUCAUACUUCCUUAAAGUGUUCUUACACACACACAAACAUAUUUAUACUACAUCUUAUUUUAACCUAGCUAGCUUAUCUUAA